UCUGAUCAAGAAACAAGAUUCUCGUCCUUCUCUCACCACAGUGACCGUCUAAGGUCGCUGUAAUAUCUGGUGACCCCUCGUGUCAGGGCAAAAAUUAAUUUGAUAAAGACCAGAGGAGCAAAAUUGCUGCACUGGGAAAAAUCCUGUAUGUGUAGCAAGUGAUGGUUGCUUUGAAGUGACCACAGAAGUGGAUUCAAGCCAGGAGCUGAAGAACUGAAGAUCCUGAUUUGGACAGAGUUCACAGCCAAGGCUGACCACAAAGAGAACCUUCUUCUGGAACACCUUCAGGAAGAUGUUCGCAGAGCUGGCCAGAGCAAGCUGGACAUUUUCACAAGGCUCCGUUUCCACCGUCCCCGGUGGGAGAAGACCCGGCGGGGGAUGAGUGGGGGCUUCCCAGCCCCCUGUCCUCAGCGGGAGAAGACCCGGCGGGGGAUGAGUGGGGGCUGCCCGGCCCCCCCUGCUUCGCGGCGGGGGGGGGCGAAACUGCGCCGAGCGAAGAAGUUUUUUUUUACUCUUUCCCCGGAGCCUGCGCAGACGGAACCUUCUCCCCCCCCUCCUUCUCUCUCUCCGGGGGGAUGGGAAUGGGCGGUCCCGCUCGAACCAGUGCCGUUGGUGCCGCCCCUGCCAGCGCUGCGUCCGCCUUCAAGACCCGCCUCACCGGCGCGGCCGCCACUCCAGGCGAUCCCGUCUCCGCCUCUCCAGGCAGUCCCGCCCAUGGAUUCACAGGCCUCCCCGCCCCUGCCAGCGCCUGCGUCUGAGAAUGCAGAAGAGGCACUUCCUGUGGCUGCUGAGUUGCUAAGCGACGACGACGCGUCUCCAGCUUCCGGCUCAGCGGAGGAGUUGUUCUCUCCGGUCCCUCCGGCCCCUCUGCCGCUUCCAUCGGCCUCCUCGCCACCUCAAGCCGAGACGGUCCCUGUUCAGGAUGGUGCUGGAGACGGCGCCGAACCUGCGGGACCCUCGGAAAAGCCCGCGGCCACUCCUACAUCCAGCGAGAUUCCCUCCCCGGUUCCGGCUUCCCCCCCGCUGCCUGCACAGGCUGCCCCAGCAGUCCUGCCGUUGUCGGAGGCUGUGUCCUCCGUGUCGGCGUCAGAGACUGCCCUGGAACCGGCGGCUUGUUCGAGCUCGGACCAUCCCGGACCGGUUGCUGUAGCAGGGGCCCCGGCGGCUGGUCUUCCCUUCCGUGGAGCGGGGGCUGCACGCCAGCUGACUGGGGGCACAGCCCGUCUCCCUGCUUUUAAGAUCAGCAUUCUCGGCGGGUUCGGGGGUGUUUUUUCGGGGAUUGUCCCAUGGAGGCUGCCAUCUCUGCCGCCUCUCUUGCGCCCUAGUGGCGGGGGGCAGGUGCAUCCCGAGAGCUCUGCCUCUGAUCUCCAGCCCGGAGGGGGUGGGAAUGAUGCCAUGGGGCGGAUGAGACACAAACCCAAUGCAUUGCAGGGGAAGAGGGCACAGAUGGAGGAGACCAUAGCUGGUUUGCUGUGGGAAACAAACAUCUCCAGACCCCAGAUGGGAUCUCUGGGGGAGGCUUCUAUUUCCCUGCUGCUGGCAUGCCUCAGUGGUUUUGGGGAAAGGAAGCGUGUCCCCACUCGUGCUGCCAUUGUACUGGCAGCAGGGUGCAGGCCUGUGGGAGUGCAGAGCCUGCCUCAUGGGUUUGGCCUGGGCCGUUGGGCUCAGGAAGUUUUUGGGCCAGGGCCAGCAUUUGGCCUCUUGGUGUUACUGGGGGUUGAGGUUUCUCCUACUGGUCCUGGUCCCCCUUUGUGGGCCAGUUUUGGGGUUCCUGGUCCAUCAUGGGCCAGGGCCCCCAGGGCCUUUCCUUCUCUGGCACUGCUCUGCUCUGCUGCUGCUCUUUUCUUUUUCGAUCACAAAAAAAAAAAAAAAAAAAAAAAAAAAAAAUAAAUAAAUAAAAAAGAUUGAA
Molecule: messenger RNA, 1909 nt
Organism: Zonotrichia leucophrys gambelii
Lineage: Eukaryota; Metazoa; Chordata; Aves; Passeriformes; Passerellidae
Exons: 2
Coding region: 379-1890 (503 amino acids)
Biological process (GO): actin filament polymerization
Cellular component (GO): actin filament
Source: RefSeq, a predicted model, not a curated record